Messenger RNA from Entamoeba invadens IP1, 2331 nucleotides. RefSeq lists its product as hypothetical. Gene Ontology annotation, molecular function: protein binding. Bases 1 to 2331 code for a protein of 776 amino acids. The transcript has a single exon. The record is from RefSeq and is a predicted model, not a curated record. Lineage: Eukaryota; Evosea; Mastigamoebida; Endamoebidae.
AUGAAGAUUGAUAUCGUUUUAUGUAACAAAGGAGUUGUUGGAGAACCAGUCAACGGGUUUAUAGAAGCUGUUUUUAAGAGUCCAAAAUUCAUUAAAAAAGUCUCUGUCAUUUUUCAGACACACACAAAUUACCCGGACUUCAAAAAUGGAUACUCUUCCGACCCAAGACAAGACUCUAACGCUUCAGAAUGGCAAGAGAAGAAUAUGAAAGAGGACUUUGGCUUCCAAUCAUUCACAUGUAACUGCUUUAGUGAACAUUAUAAUAUCCAAAACGGAAGGUUCACUGAAUACCCAGAAGGCAUUGCCCGCUUUCCAUUUGAAAUGGUACUACCACAAAAGUGUUGCACGACUGUUGUAAUGGGGAAGUGUUUCUUGAAGUGGGAAAUGGUUGCACAAAUCGAAGAACUCUCUUGCAAAAUUCACAAGUCAGAUGUCUUCGAGUUGCCAUUAUUGUACAAAUUGUACACCACAGAAAUCGUGAAAACACAGACUUCCGAAUGUAUUGAUAACAAAAGGUUUUCCUUGAAAGUCGAGUUAGAGAAGAAUGAGUAUACACAAGGCGAAAUGGUGAAUGGAGUCAUUGACUUCUCGAAUAAAACGAACACGGUACUCUCUCUCAAAAUAUCAAACCAGAGUGUAGUUGAGUCGACUAAAAUUGAUAACUCUGCAAUUGACAAACGUGUGUAUAUAGAGCAGAACUUUGAGGUUUUACUCGGCAUCAGCAAAAUGAGGUUUUCCUUGCAAGUCUCCCCUCAACAAUUGGCCUCUGUAAUAGCGGACCCAUUAUCUCUCCGAAACUUUCUUGUUGUUCGCGUUGAUGGACUUAAAAAUUUGACAUCUGUCGAAAGUGGUGUUGCCGUGCCAAUUGUAGUCAGACCAAGUUGUCCAUAUAACAGAAAGAAUAUGGAAGAAUACGCCAAAGAACUUGGCUAUGACAUUUCGUUUAAGAAAAAGAGGUUUUACGGCACACAUAAAGUGUCGCCCCCAACCAUUGAUAUACAAAAUGGGCUUGAAAGUGGUCGAGUUGUCGAUACCAAUCAAGUGAUCUAUCUCGAUCAUUACAGUAGACUUGUAUUUGAAGACAAAGACAAGAAAACAGUUAUGAAACGAGCGUAUCCGACUGAAAAUAUGAAUCUCCCAGUGGGGUGGGCCAUGGGAUACUUCAGAAAUGAAAGGUACUUCUUUAAUGUAAAAACUUUAAUGUCGACUUGGAUUGAUCCUCGAGAGAAUCCCCUCCCUGAACACGUUGGAGAUGAAGUGACUGGGACACUUACGAUAUGUCCGACACAAUGUGAAGGGUUGAUUGGGUCCAAAGGCAUUGAAUUGUGUGUGUACUCUGGGAAAAAGAAAAUGAAGGUAGUGUCGAACAAAGGUCUUGACCCCACCUUUAAUAAGAACGAUGUAUUCAAAAUCAAUUUGGAUAAGAUGCGAAAUAACGUUCUGCUGUAUGUCACAGAUGGAAAAUCGACGAUUGGAGUCAUCGAAUUUGACUUGACACUAUUGAAGUACUACACAUGUGUCAAGAAGUGGUAUUACUUACACUCUCCUGAACAUCAAAGGACAGAAUAUAUGGGAAGAAUACUGAUGGAAGUCACUUACGCGACGUCCACUGACAAACCGGAAAUUCGGAAUAUAGUGGACUACUUCUCUGCAUUAAAUCUGUUGUUUUACCCAUCCUCUAAGAAGUUCAUAGAUGUUGUCCAAAGCACUAAUGAAGAACGAACAAAAGAGAAAUUGCCGAAAUUGAUGGAUGUCUACGACCAAAAGUACGUUGUAAUCAAUCGAGAAGCCUUCAUGAAUUACUUCAUCUUCGACGACUUGAAAGACGAAUUUGUCUUCACGAAGACUAAAGAGGACGAAAAGGACAAAUUGAAAGUCGAGAACAAACGUAAAGCGUAUGUAGAGAUCUAUGGCAAGAUCGUUGCGACUACAUACGAAGUUGGAGAAGGAGAAGAGUCAUAUGACGUCAGCCAAGACGUUGAAAAGCCGAAGAAGAAGUUCUCGUUGUCUCUUUCUGGGUCCCUUUCAAGAAGUCGGUCGACAUCGAAGCCAAAGGAGAGCACCCCAAAACGCCUCGAAACAUUAACACCGACAUUUUCGCCACGAACAAAGAAAUAUCGCAAAGAGGGAGAAGGCGCUUUUGGCUUAUUAAGUUCGUGUGACUUUCCACGAGAUAUGGGCGAGACUGCCGAAACGAAAAAAGAGAGCGCGUCGUCGUCGGAAAUACUCAAACCCGUUUUUGGAAGGAGAAAUGCUGGAAAGAAACAUUUUGUGGAUAUCAGUAAGGAAAGUGCAACACAAACAAAUAACUUUGGCGCAUUACUCGACUAA